UAAGGAAACAAGGAUGAAUGAUCUGCAGAUUUAUGAAAAGGUAACACCGACGGCACCUGUCAUGACGUGGGCUAUGUUCGCAAUAGGUUGGCUUGAACUAAACAACACCUCUAAAGCAGAGCCACUCUUCAACAAGCAAUUGCAGAAUGUUAUUCCUCCAUUUAACAUAUGGUCAAACCCCUCAGACAGUAAAGGAGGCCAGAAUUUUUUGACUGGUAUUGGAGGAUACUUACAAUCCCUCAUUUAUGGAUAUGGCGGUUUUAGAAUAUUUCAGGAUAGACUUCAGCUCAAUCCUGCCAUGAUACCAAACACGACGUCAUUCAACCUGACUGGAAUCGAUUAUCUUGGCGGGUCAUUUGAUUUCAAUUUCUCAGACAAUUACAUGCAGAUAAACCAGACCUCAUCAGCCGCAGAAGACAUGAAGAUUGUUAUAUCCUCCAACGGUCAAACUGAGACGCUGCACGUCGGGACGGUGGUCCAGUAUCCCAGGUGUAAAGCCUAUUUGAUGCCUGUAUGAUAUCAAAAUGUAAUGGAGUCAAUACAAUAAAAUAUUCUCUAGAUAUAUGCUUGCUUCAUUCAUGAUUAUUGGUAAACUUAACUGAUUCAUUUACGAA
Molecule: messenger RNA, 614 nt
Organism: Mizuhopecten yessoensis (Yesso scallop)
Lineage: Eukaryota; Metazoa; Mollusca; Bivalvia; Pectinida; Pectinidae
Product: protein-glucosylgalactosylhydroxylysine glucosidase-like
Exons: 3
Coding region: 14-517 (167 amino acids)
Biological process (GO): carbohydrate metabolic process
Source: RefSeq, a predicted model, not a curated record